CUUGGUCAUACUUCCGUCCGCUUCAUCACGUUGCCUUGCGCUCUCCUUACUGUUCCUUACGGCCUGUAAGAUCACAGGCGACUGCUGCUGUGCGACGUAAAAAUUAAGAUUUCUUUACGGAUUCUUGGAACUUUUCAAUCUUUUUGAACGAAAUGGCCGAGAAUAAGCUUUACGAAAUCCUUGGUGUACCUAGGGGUGCCGACGAGCAAACGAUAAAGAAGUCUUAUAAGAAACUCGCUAAGGAAUUUCAUCCUGAUAAGAAUCCUACAGCAGGAGAUAAGUUUAAGGACAUUUCAUUUGCUUAUGAAGUAUUAUCCGAUUCCAAGAAACGUCGAGUCUAUGAUCAAUAUGGCUUGAAAGGUGUUCAAGAAGGAGUUGGUGAGGGAAGGAUGUCUACCGAUGACAUCUUCUCCGACUUGUUUGGAUGUGGAGGUGGUCUCUUUGGAGGUUUAGCAGGGUUUGGUGGAGGUAUGGGGAGAAGAAAGCCAACACGUGGUGAAGAUACAGUUCAUCACCUGAAAGUUACAUUAGAAGAUAUGUAUAAUGGAAAAACCACUAAGCUGCAACAAAGUAAGAAGGUUAAGUGCAGUGCUUGCGGAGGAUUGGGGGGUGCAGAAGGUGCUGUCGUGCGAUGCAGAGGAUGCCGAGGAGUUGGAAUGAAGAUAGUAUUAAGACAACUUGUUCCAGGUCUAUCUCAACAGAUUCAAACUCCUUGUGAAGACUGCCAGGGUACCGGUGAGGUUAUAAAUGAAAAAGACAGGUGCACUACCUGCAAUGGCAAGAAAAUUAUCAGCGAGCAAAAAAUUUUGGAAGUUCACAUAGAUAAAGGGAUGCAGAAUAAUCAGAAGAUAUUAUUCAGAGGAGAGAGUGAUCAAAUGCCAGGUUGUCAAGCUGGUGACGUUGUCAUAUUACUUCAGCAAAAACCGCAUGACGUUUUUCAACGAAACAAUGAUCAUUUGCAUAUGACUACAAAAAUCGGAUUAGCUGAAGCUCUGUGUGGAAUGGAUAUAAUAGUGCGUCACCUAGAUGGCAGACAUUUACACGUUAAACACCCUGCAGGUCAUAUUAUUCGUCCGGGCGAUAUCAAAGCCAUUGCUGGCGAAGGUAUGCCGCAGUACAGAAAUCCAUUCGAAAAGGGAAAUCUGUACAUAAAGUUUGAAGUCACUUUCCCUGAGGAUCACUUUGCUAGCGAACAAGUAUUAAAGCAACUUGAGUCUGUUUUCCCUCCAAGGCCAAAACUUAAAAUACCUAAGGAUUCCAUGGAAGUUGAUUUGGAGGAGUACGAUCCUGAUCACAAUACUUCGUCAAGUCGCACAGGAAAGUCUUACUCUUCGGAUGAGGAUGAAAUGCAAGGCCAGCCUGGCUUGAGUUGCGCACAGCAAUAAGUCACAAAUUAAUCUACUAAAAGUCCAUGAAGAAUUCAUCCCGAUUAAUGAAAUAAGUACCUAAUUCCUAAUCAAAUGAAUGAAUUAUCACCAACACCCCUAAGGGACACUUGUAACGAGAUCAUAGACCACUUUAUGUACCCUUCAAAUAUUCAAGAUAAUGUUUAUAUAAUUAUUUAAGUAUAAACAGUGAAAACUGCCGGUCUGCUUUCAAUAUGGACAGUCAAAGGAUCUUUUCCAUUGCUCGAUACUUUGACAGACUAACUAUAGUUAGUUAUUUAAAAUUAUUUAAUUUUGUCAUUGGAAAAUAUAACUUUCCCCAUGUAGGUUUGACUAAAAUGAUGAAAGCGACAUGAAUAUAGACAUUUUAUUUAGAAAAUAUCAAUACAAAUAAUAUAAUGUCUGUAUUUAUCAAAUUAUAAUCAUCUAGGAUCAAUGCUACUGUAUCUAAUUGAAAGAUAGUUUUUCGGAGUGCCAAUGUGGUGUUCCAAAAUGGUGGCGUAGAAUAAUUAUUAUAAGAAUUGCUCCUUUUCAUACAAUUAUGAAGAAUUAAAAUACUGAUCUCUUCUUAGUAAAAGGUGCCAAUAGGAUGAAUUUUUUUUUUUAAGAAACAUUCUUGCUCCAUGACCAAUCGAAUGGCUCAAUUACUAACAGUUACGAGGAGCAAGACAAUCAUUAAUAUUAGACAUGCUCUGCAUUAAACUGAAUUACAUUUUUUUUAUAGAGAUGACAACAAUGACCUUUUUUAAAAAUAAUUUUCACACGAAUUGGGACGAAGUAUCAAUAAAAUCUUGUAAUAAAA
Cephus cinctus (wheat stem sawfly) is the source of this 2187-nucleotide messenger RNA. Its product is annotated as dnaJ homolog subfamily A member 2. Gene Ontology annotation, cellular component: cytoplasm; cytosol. The transcript has 7 exons. The record is from RefSeq and is a predicted model, not a curated record. Gene Ontology annotation, biological process: protein refolding; response to heat. NCBI's taxonomy places the organism in Eukaryota, Metazoa, Arthropoda, Insecta, Hymenoptera, Cephidae. Gene Ontology annotation, molecular function: Hsp70 protein binding; ATP binding. Bases 153 to 1385 code for a protein of 410 amino acids.